Molecule: messenger RNA, 3767 nt
Organism: Schizosaccharomyces octosporus yFS286
Lineage: Eukaryota; Fungi; Ascomycota; Schizosaccharomycetes; Schizosaccharomycetales; Schizosaccharomycetaceae
Product: membrane bound O-acyltransferase
Exons: 3
Coding region: 2054-3592 (512 amino acids)
Biological process (GO): glycerophospholipid biosynthetic process; lipid modification
Cellular component (GO): endoplasmic reticulum; membrane
Molecular function (GO): 1-acylglycerol-3-phosphate O-acyltransferase activity; 1-acylglycerophosphocholine O-acyltransferase activity
Source: RefSeq, a predicted model, not a curated record
UAUGUUCUUCGACUUCGUGUGCUUCGUCGAAUUGGUGGAGAUGGAUUCGUUAUUUCGGAUUGUUUUUGAGAAGCUGCUCGCGUAUUGGUAGAAGACUUUUCUGACGGUGUCUUCCCCAUGGUGUCUGUUUUCUCUUGAGUUUUUGGCUUUUCCUUUGUAGACGAAGUAUCAUGAUUUUUCAAGGGUGUUGUUGGUUUCGAGGUAGAGGAACGCAAUUGCUUGCUCGGCGGUUCUUCCAAGGUAGCCUCAUCUUUUUCAUCUUUUACAUUGGGUUCUUCUACUACAGGUUCCUGCUUACUCUCUUGUUUAUCAGGAGCCGUAGAAGCGGCCAUACUCGAUCGAGUCAACUUUUUCUCGCCUGUGUUAGCACCACUAGCCUUAGGAGUAGAUGUCGAAGAGGCAGGUGGGUUUUUUGUAGAAUUUAAUAUAAAUUUUGGAAUUUCAAAAUCAUUUUGAAAAUCUUCUUUUGCGUCGUCAAUUUUUGCAUCGCGUUUCCGCUUUUCACCGGCAGACGGUGAAGGAACGGCUUCCUAAUGAAAAAGGUUGGUUAAUCAUCGUUGAAAUAAUAUAAAUUUAGAUUCAAAAAAAUCGCAUGUUUCCUUACCAAUCGUUCAAAUUCCUGUAAAUUAUACAGCGUCCCUACUUUAUCCCAAACAUCUUGCACACGCUUAGUCGAGGUUUGACACCCUUCAUGAAUCAUUCGUAGCAUUCCAAUCAUAUGGAAAUGUUUUUCUGUUCCUAAAGAAUCGUGUUAGACAAGCGACCGUUCAAGGAAAAGAAUUCCUCUCGUUUUCUUGACUGGAUGAUUCCCAUGAACAUCUGCUAUUUCCUGGAUAUUUCUCUCAAAGAAAAAAUACAUAAACGGUAUCCAAAAAAACUCAACCAUCAAUAACUUUUUUACUUACCCACAGGUCUUAAUCCUUGGCAAAUGGCCUUUAAAAGCAACGUUUCUUCUAGAAUGGACCAUUCUUGCGAAGAAGGCGGCGAAGGAGUCUUUUUUUGAUCUUUUUGCUGUUGUUGAGGUGAAGGUAAAGGAGAAUCACCUGCCAUACUGUUCCUUUCUUACUGCUUGUUUCUCAAAAUCUACGAUUCUUUUUUCUCAACCCGACAACGUUCUAGUUGGAGAUAUCCCAAAAAAACAAAGGAAUUUUUAUUGUAAUUGGCAAUUCUUUGGAUCAACAAUGUUGUAUCCAAAAGAAACUUGAUAAAAACACAAAUCUUCUUUGAACUCCAGGAAGGACGUUUUGUAGUAUACCCAUUGACGACUAACUAGGCCAAGUUUUCUAUUUCAAUUUUGACCCUCUUCAUGAUGAUCAUUACUUUUUUUUUAUAAAUUUAUUUAUCGAAAAGACAUGAAAGGAAUUCACCUGGCAUAAACCAGAAAUAGGUUUUUACCCAUCGAUUUUGUCAAAUCUCAUCCAGAAAAGGAAAAAAACGAGUCUGAAACGCUGUAGAAAACAAGAUAUUUGCAUUAUUGGACCCAUUCUAUUCUUUGAAAGUAUCCUAUUCCAUUACGAUUUUUUAUUUAAUUUAAUUUUGUUUUGUUUGUUUUUCUAUGAUGAUCUUUUGCUUUUUUUUCCUUUGUUUAUUUACUCUAUAACGAAAAAUUUCGUGUGUUAAAAGAAUCGACUGCAGUUUGCAAUUCUGUUCAAGGAUAUCGUUACCAUUCGCAAUAUGGUUCCUCUAAGGAAAUGGAAUUUCCAUUACACCAGAAGGUAAGAUCAUUCGGUUUUCUCAUUUAUCCCAGUGGAAAUCUGCUAAAUGCCAGCCAAAUACUAGCGGCAUCAAGAUUUUUGGACAAAGAGCCUUCCUUUUUCAUACAGAGCUAUUUUUCUCUUCUCUGAAAAAAGCAACAAAACAUUGCGUAAUAGGUCGCACAAAGCUUGGAGGAAACGAACGAGAAAUUGAUUGUUUUGUGAAAUUCGCUCCAUUUUUGAUUUCUUUAGUAACGUAUUGAUUUGCCUAUAUAACCGCUGUCUUGUUAUUUGACUCUUCCUAGGAAUUUGUCAGUGUCUACUCUGUAAUUUAGCAUCACAUCUCAUCGUGAAGCAAAAUGUUCGAAUGGGUGGAUGUUCCUUUUGAGUGGUUGAGCUCCGUGUUAGGCGUCCCUGGAGACGUUAUCAAAAUCCCGUUCUGUUUAUUGUCUUCUUAUCCUUUUUCGGGCAUCCUCAAACGCUUACCUCAAUCUCCUUUCCUGCGUAAUGCGUUUUGUAUACUCAUUGGUCUUUUCUACUUGAUUCCUAUACAUCAUUUGACUACCGGUACGUAUGUCCUCUUAUUUGAUGCUUUGUUUACCUACUUGACUGCUGCAUUGGUUCGCACUUCGUAUAUGCCAUGGAUAGUGUUUGUGGUAAUCCUCGGUCAUACAUUCUACAAUCAUGUGAUUCGCUAUGUCUAUCCUUCAGAUCGUGGUGACAUUACCGCAUCCCAGAUGGUGCUUUGUAUGAAACUGACUGCCUUUGCAUGGUCCGUGUAUGAUGGCCGUCAAGCAGAGAAUACCUUAUCAGACUACCAAAAGCAACGCCGCUUGAAGAAACUACCUAACCUUUUUUUCUUUCUUGGCUAUGUAUUCUUUUUUCCUUCUGUCCUAGUUGGUCCUGCUUUCGAUUAUGUUGAUUACGAGCAUUUUAUUACUUUGAGCAUGUUUGAUACUCCGAGGGACCCCAUGGAGACCCAAAUUACACCCCAUAGUCUAAAGCCAGCUUUGGGUCGCUGUUGGCGUGGAGUUGUUUGGCUGCUUGGCUUUCUAUUCGGUUCUUCCCUAUUUCCCCUUAGCUUCCUUUUGAGCAGCGAUUUUGCUUCCUUUUCCUUGUUGAGAAAGUAUGCUCACGUCGUACUAACAGUUUUUAUUGCGCGCAUGAAAUUUUAUGGCGCUUGGGAACUUUCUGAUGGUGCAUGCAUCCUUUCUGGUAUUGGUUAUAAUGGCGUAGAUGAAUUAAAGCGUCCCCGUUGGGAUCGCGUUAAAAACAUUGACCCCUUUGGUUUUGAAUUUGCCUAUAACAUUAAGGGCGCCUUGGAAGCUUGGAAUAUGAAUACCAACAAGUGGCUUCGAAAUUAUGUCUACCUUCGAGUUGCCAAGAAAGGAAAACGUCCUGGUUUCAAGAGUACAUUGAGCACCUUUACAGUCAGCGCUCUAUGGCAUGGUGUCUCUCCUGGUUAUUACAUGACAUUUGUUUCAGCUGCAUUCAUUCAAACAAUUGCCAAGUAUCACCGGAGAUUUAUCCGACCCUUUUUCCUUCAACCAGAUAUGAAAACUCCUGGUCCAUUCAAAAGUAUUUACGAUAUUGUUGGUAUAGUUGCAACGAACCUCUCUGUCUCAUAUCUGAUCGUUUCAUUUCUUUUGCUGACAUUGAAAGAAUCCUUUUAUGUCUGGAGCAAAUUACGCUUUCUAAUUCACAUUUAUACUCUUUUGUCUAUUGUUAUCUUCAAUAGCCCAAUCAAAGAGAACCUGAAUAAAGUACUAAAGAAGCGUACAGAAGAAGCAGAAUUUGAAACUUACAAAACCCAAACGAAAUUUUCUGACAAUGAUAUUGUUAAUAUGUCGAUUCCCGACACAGAAGAAUUUUCUCGUGCUUCGUCUAUUUCGCGAUAGAGCUUCCUGCGUCGUUGUUCCAUUAAUUCACAUGUACGAAGUAUAAUAUGGUUUCAUACAUCGAGCACUCUCUCCUUUGUGAAACGUUUCAGCUCUUUUUUGAAGCUUUUUUAAAAAUUUUAAAUAAUGUAUUCAUGAUAAAAUUAUAAUUAUAUGACUUCUAUUUACGUACAGA